AUGGCUAAUACCACCAUCGACGGCACGACCGAGUUCGACUUUAUCGUUGUUGGCGGCGGCACGGCCGGGUGCGUAGUGGCCGGGCGGCUGGCCGAGAAUCCGGCAGUCAAGGUUCUGGUAAUCGAGGCCGGGGUGGGCAACCCGGGGGACGUGGACGCGAUCACGACGCCGGCCAAGGCAUUCAGUCUGCGCGACAGCAAGUACGAUUGGGCGUACAAGACGACCAUGAUCGACCGGCCCGAGUACACGCGGGUCGAAAAACCCAACACGCGUGGCAAGGCGCUGGGCGGCAGCUCGUGCCUCAACUACUUCACGUGGAUCCCCGGCAGCGCGGCGACCUUCGACGACUGGGCCGCGUUCGGCGGCGACGAGUGGGCCUGGCCCGCCGUGCGCGACUACUUGUACAAGCCGGCCGCGUACCACGACGACGCCGGCCUGUUCCCGCCCGAGCUGGCCUACCUGGGCCCUGGCCGCGGGCCCAUCCCCGUGUCGCACUCGGAUUUGUUGCCUGAGACGGCCGGCUUCCGCGACGCCUUGACGCGCGCCUGGCUGAGCAAGGGGGGUGUCCUGACCGACGACGUGCACGGCGGCACCAUGCGCGGGCUGUGGAAGUGCACAAACUCCAUCUACAGGGGCGUGCGCUCGUCGGCGUGGCUGUACGUGGCCGGCAAGCCCAACGUCACGGUGCUGGCGCGCACCCACUCGAAGCGGCUGGUGCUCGAGGGAAACCGGGCGGUGGGCGUCGAGGUGAUCGGGCCUGACGGGAGCGAGCUGACGUUCCGGGCGCGGCGCGAGGUGGUGGUGUCGAGCGGUGUGUUUGAGUCGCCCAAGCUGCUGCUGCUGUCGGGCAUCGGGCCGGCGGCGACGCUGGCGCGGUUCGGCAUCUCGGCGGCCGUCGAGUCGGCGCACGUCGGGCAGAACCUACUAGACCACCCCAUCCUAGCGCACGUGUUCAAGCUCAAGGACGGCUUCGGGCUCGACCAGCACCUGCUGCGGGCCGGGCUCGAGCAGGACGCGGCCGUGUCGGCGUACCGGUGGAAGAGCAAGGGCCCGCUGGCCAGCGGGCUGCUGGAGCUGGUGGGGCUGCCGCGCAUCGACGAGCGGCUGGAACGGAUCCCCGAGUACGCGGCGGCCAAGGCGGCCAACGGCGGGCUCGACCCCUUCGGCCCGGCCGGCCAGCCGCACUUUGAGAUUGACUUUGUGCCCAUGUUCGCCGACGCCUUCCAGUGGCACAUCCCGACACCGCCGACCGGCGGCUACCUCACUGUCAUCGUCGACCUGCUGCGGCCGCUGUCCAAGACGGGCACUGUGACGCUGGGGUCGGCCGACCCGCUCGCGCAGCCCGAAGUCAACCUCAACUUCUUCGCCGAGGACCUCGACAUCGUAGCCCUGCGCGAGGGCGUGCGCUGGGUUGAUGAUUUGCUGACAACGGGCGAGGGUAUGAAGGACAUUAUCGGGGAGGACUAUCCGUGGGCCAUGCCGCGCACUUCGGACGAGGCCAUGAACAAGCUGAUUCUCGAGCGGUCGCAGACUGGGUUCCACCCCUGCGGCAGCCUGCGCAUGGGCAAGGACGUCAGCCAGGGCGUCGUCGACAGCAAGCUGCGCGUCUACGGCGCGGAGAAGCUGCGCGUCAUUGACGCCUCGGUCAUUCCCGUCAUCCCCGACUGCCGCAUCCAAAACUCUGUCUACAUGAUUGGCGAGAAGGGUGCCGACAUGAUCAAGGCCGCCCACCCGGACCUGUAUGCCUAG
Molecule: messenger RNA, 1749 nt
Organism: Lasiosphaeria miniovina
Lineage: Eukaryota; Fungi; Ascomycota; Sordariomycetes; Sordariales; Lasiosphaeriaceae
Exons: 4
Coding region: 1-1749 (582 amino acids)
Molecular function (GO): oxidoreductase activity, acting on CH-OH group of donors; flavin adenine dinucleotide binding
Source: RefSeq, a predicted model, not a curated record